Messenger RNA from Macrobrachium nipponense, 1360 nucleotides. RefSeq lists its product as uncharacterized. The transcript has a single exon. Lineage: Eukaryota; Metazoa; Arthropoda; Malacostraca; Decapoda; Palaemonidae. The record is from RefSeq and is a predicted model, not a curated record. The coding region runs from base 16 to 633 and encodes 205 amino acids.
UCUUUCUUUUAGGAAAUGGCGACUCAAAUGACUGGGUGCAAAAACGUAGCUCUGGGACUAAGCAUCACGGUGCUGCACAUCAUCUGUCAGCCACGCUAUGUACAAGAAGACGGUGACUCUGUCGAUGGACAGGUAGAACAGUCGCUCGAUCCACUGUCCUACCCUCGAAGGAUACCCAUCGAGUCGCUGAAGCUUGUUGGAGCUCUGGGCUUUUUCUGUGCAUCUGCCCCAACUAUCGCCCUCCGCAAGAACAAGCGUGAAGUGGAUCCAACUGGGACAGCAACUAUGACCCACCUUGCCAUCAUGGGAACAGGGACCUGUGGAGGAGCCUGCGGUUCCUGUGGUGGGUGUGGAGGCUGUGGAGGAGGGUACUACGCUACCUUCGGGAGCCAGCCGUACAGUGGAUGGGUCAAGAGCGGCGAUGGCGGCUGCAAUGGGACCGGUUUCGGAGGCGAUAGUGGAGGAGAUACUGGUGGAGAUGGAGAUGGAGGUGGGGAUGGAGGAGGCGUGGACGUUUUCGGUUACAUCUUUGGAACGGCUGCUGCAGACGCUGGUGGGGGCAGUGGUGGAGAUGCUGGAGGAGGCUGUGGUAGCUGCGGAGGAUGUGGGGGCUGUGGAGGCUGUGGGGGAUAGGAAGAGAGGGAGAGAGGAAGGAAGUACCAUUUCGUCAAUGUGUGUCAAAAUGAUGGAGUGCCUUUCACACACACCAACUUGUUGCCUCCCUUUAAACGUAGUUGAAAUUACUGUUUUAAAUCUUGUUUACUGCUCUGCAGAAGUUAGGCAUUGUUGUUGCUCCAUGUGCAUUCGAUAUAUUGUACAAAUGUUGUUCGUUUUGAUGUAGGAAUCGAAUUACAAUGUGGUUUUUUAUCUUUCGGAAGAAUUUAUUAGCAACUCUCUAAGAGUUGUACACAGUAUUGUAUCUAGCCUCAUACUUGUCACUUUUAUGUUAUGACAAAAAAGGUAGAGUAUAUUUUGAUAAUUUGUUAUUUUGUUUUAAGAAGAGUUUUUUAUAAUAUAAAUAUUCCUCUUUAUUUUGAUACUCAAUGACCAUUAUUUUAUAGCUUGCGGGCGCUGCGUCGUAGCCUUUGGUAGCAUUGUUCGAAUAUAUUGUUUGGUGUAUUUUGUAUUUUGGAACGAUUAUCUCGAGCAGACCUCAGAAUAUUUUUUUAAUAGCGGAAUGCUUGUGUACGUAUUACUUGAUGAAGCUGGUAUGUUUCAGUGCUGGCUGUGUCUGGACUCUGGCCUUAUUUUCGAAUGCUGGCUUUUAUGUUCAAAUGCUAGUUCUAUUCGAAUGCUGGCUUUAAAAAGAUGUAUGUAGUAUGUUUCUACAUCGUAAGUAAUUAAACUGCCCCAAACCAUA